ACUAACCUAAAUGUGAAAUCCUGAAUAAACUCAACCUUACCCCAACUUGUUCCUAUAAACCCUAAUUUCCUUCCCGUGUGUAAUACGUACCAAAAUUCAACUUCUAGUUGGGUUUUUCCCCUUUUAAGAUAGCCCUAAUCUUAUUUAGUCCCAAGUUUCCUUUUUUUGCUUCAAUUCUGAGGCAUUGAAGUUUGUUUAUAUAGGAAAAAGAAGGAAAAUUUAGUUAAAAAGUUGAAGGGAAGAUGAGUGUGAAUGAAUUUGGAGAUGGAGUUGCAUGGUACAGAGGAGCAAUGGUAGGAAAAGGAAGUUUUGGUUGUGUUUAUUUGGCUACUUUGAAGAAUCCUAGAUUGAAAAACAGCUAUUUUCCAGCAGUUAUGGCUGUGAAAUCUGCUGAGGUUUCAGUUUCAGGUUCAAUUCAAAAGGAAAGGGAGGUUUUGAACAACAUCAAGGGUUGUCCUUAUAUAAUUCGAUGUUUUGGUGAUGAGACUACCACAGGUCAAAAUGGUGCAAUGGUUUAUAACUUGUUGUUGGAGUAUGGUUCAGGUGGAACCCUAGCUGAGAGGAUCAAGAAAUCAGGAAUCAAAGAAUUGUCUGAAUUUGAGGUAAGGAAUUAUACAAGAUCUAUGCUUAGAGGGUUGCAUUUUAUUCAUACAAUUGGAUAUGUUCAUUGUGAUAUGAAACCUGAUAAUGUGUUGCUCGUGCCGAAUUCAAGCGAUGGUAAUGGUGCUGAAUUUAGGGCAAAGAUUGGUGAUUUAGGGUUAGCUAAAAGAGAAACUCAGAGCAAGAAGAGGAGGCUGCAGCCUUAUUGGAGAGGUACUCCAAUGUAUUUGUCGCCAGAAGCUGUGUCGGAUAACGUACAAGAGUGUCCUGCUGAUAUUUGGGCUUUAGGGUGUAUUGUGCUUGAGAUGUUAACUGGAAAACCUCCAUGGGAUAGGGAAGAAGAUAUGGAUGCUGAGGAUGUCCUUAAAAAGAUUGGGGGAGGAAAUGAAUUGCCUAAAAUUCCAGGCAACUUAUCGAAGGAGGCAAAAGAUUUCUUGAAGGGUUGUUUCGUGAGGAACCCUAGGUAUAGAUGGACUGCCGAGAUGCUGCUGAAUCAUCCAUUUGUUGAGGGAUUGAUUGAUGAUGAAGGAAUUGAACGUCCACUGGAGGUCGAGGAUAUAAAUGUUGUUGAUUCUAUUCUCCUGGUUACUGAGAGUGAUGAUGAAUUGGCCUAUUAUUCGGAAGAUUGGAGUUGUGUAUCUGAGGAUGAUUCCCUUGGAUACUGGUCUGAGGAAGAUUAUGAGGAAAUGGAGAAUGAAAUGACAUCUUAUUUUGUUGAAGAAGAGAUAUUUAAAGUAGAAGAAAAUAUAGCUGCUAUAAGCUCCACCAUUGAUGAUGGUUCUGAUCGUAUAAUUGAUGCAUCAAUUGAGGUCCCUUCAGGGAGCGCAUCAAAUAAUUCGCCGAAAUGUCCUUUAAAUUUUACCAUUCCUGCAGGAGUCUAGCAAUAGUUGGCAGGAUAGAGAUCUAGAUAUUGAUAUAUACAUUAAAUUCAUUGAUUUCUUACUAGGCAUAUGCUUUGUAGUCUGUAUGCAAGUCAAAUUGAUUGAGAUUAAAUGAUAAGAUAUGUUAUUCUUUUCCAUUC
Nicotiana attenuata is the source of this 1621-nucleotide messenger RNA. Its product is annotated as mitogen-activated protein kinase kinase kinase YODA-like. Lineage: Eukaryota; Viridiplantae; Streptophyta; Magnoliopsida; Solanales; Solanaceae. The coding region runs from base 243 to 1481 and encodes 412 amino acids. Gene Ontology annotation, biological process: protein phosphorylation. The record is from RefSeq and is a predicted model, not a curated record. Gene Ontology annotation, molecular function: protein kinase activity; ATP binding. The transcript has a single exon.